AUGGGACCAAAAGUGGUCGCCGCUGCUCCCUCUUCCCAUCCCGACCUUCCUCCGCCGCCAACAACCAGCCCAGUCAUCGGGAAGUUCAAAAAUCAUGCCGAAAACCACUCGGUUUUUCUCAAGCUCGUUCUCCCUCCUCCGGCCACCAAAUCUGACGAGUGUGGUAUGUUGAAGAAAGUGUUCCACUCGUCGAGUAGUAGUAGCUGUAGGUGGAAAUGUGGCCCUCGGUUUGGAGAUUUUCAAGCCACCGGUAUCGCUUAG
Messenger RNA from Prunus armeniaca (apricot), 261 nucleotides. The record is from the annotation of a GenBank genome assembly. NCBI's taxonomy places the organism in Eukaryota, Viridiplantae, Streptophyta, Magnoliopsida, Rosales, Rosaceae.